This is a messenger RNA of Scleropages formosus (Asian bonytongue), 3426 nucleotides long. It is a transcript of the gene rapgef3, whose product is annotated as Rap guanine nucleotide exchange factor (GEF) 3. Gene Ontology annotation, biological process: Ras protein signal transduction. The transcript is spliced from 28 exons. The record is from RefSeq and is a predicted model, not a curated record. Gene Ontology annotation, cellular component: plasma membrane. Gene Ontology annotation, molecular function: guanyl-nucleotide exchange factor activity. Lineage: Eukaryota; Metazoa; Chordata; Actinopteri; Osteoglossiformes; Osteoglossidae. Bases 314 to 2989 code for a protein of 891 amino acids.
GCCGUCCGAUGUGACGCUGAGGAGCAACGGCUUGAUCGCAUUCACGUCAACUCAGAUGCAAGAGCCUCCGCUCUGCGUUUCAUCAGGGUUGUGUCGUAACAGCCUGGUUCCCUGCAAGAAGAACAGGCGUCUUGGUGUGGUCCUCGUUGGGGUCGCCUUCUGUCAGCUUGUCCUCCGUGCCACAGGAUACAGGGAGCCUCCAAUCAGCGACCAACAGGAAACCGGGGGGGGGGGGCAUGGUGACACAGACACAUGAAGAACCACACGCAGCUUCACCCAGAACUUUAUAGGUGUCUGCCAAAGCCGGGAGAGAAUGGAGGCGUACGGCGUGGUGAAAGACUCUGUACAGCAGAUGAACAGCAGGACCAGUUCAGUUACUUCACCGCCAAUGUGCUCUCCAGAAACCCUCUGCAAAUCCGCCCUUCCCACAGCCACAGAAGCGGCAUUGGAAGACGAGGAAACACCACUGCCAGAGACCUUGGAGACCCAGGACACCAUGAAGCAGUUCCUUUUUGAUCGUAUACUGAAAGCAGCACGGUCAGUGUAUAACGCCUUGAUUGAUCGCAGCCCUGGACUGAUCAGAGACAGGAAAUACCAUCUAAAGAAUUACAGGCAGUGUGUCACAGGAAAGGAACUUGUUGAUUGGCUUUUGAAGCUGAACUGCUGCGUUCAGUCACGGAGCCAGGCAGUGGGCCUUUGGCAGGUGUUGAUGGAUGAAAAAAUUCUUGUUCAUGUGAAGCACGAGUUGAACUUCCAAGACAGAGAAUACCAGUUCUACCGAUUCCUUGAUGUGGAGCUUGGCCUGAAUCGCAUGAAUAAUGAGAAGGACUCAGAGGAGGAACUUCAAGAGAGCCUGUUGCUGUUGGGCCAGUUGGGCCCUGAUGCCCUCCUCAACAUGAUACUACGCAAAUGCCCUAGCCAGAGAACUGCUGAGGAUGUGGAAGUGAUUUAUGAGGAGUUGCUUCAUAUCAAGGCAGUUGCACAUCUGUCCAGCUCUGUGAGGAAAGAAUUGGCAGCUGUAUUGGUGUUUGAAUCCCAUGCCAAAGCGGGAACCGUCUUGUUCAGCCAAGGAGACAAGGGGACUUCCUGGUAUAUUAUCUGGAAGGGCUCUGUCAACGUAGUCACACAUGGGAAGGGUCUAGUGACCACAUUGCAUGAAGGUGACGAUUUUGGACAACUGGCCCUGGUGAAUGAUGCACCCCGAGCUGCCACUAUCAUUCUGCGGGAGGACAACUGCCAUUUCCUGCGCGUGGACAAGCAAGACUUCAUACACAUUCUCAAGGAUGUUGAGGCUAAUACGGUGCGCCUUGAGGAACACGGGAGGGUUGUGCUGGUGCUGGAGAAGAGUUGUAGAAAUGAAUCAGCCAGUCAAGGAUCAUCAGGAAACGGCAAUAAGUACACAGUAAUGUCGGGAACCCCAGAGAAAAUCCUGGAGCACGUGCUGGAGUCUGUAAAGUUGGAUGCCAGCAGCAACGACCCCGUAGAUGCCAUUGUGAGUGAUUUCCUCCUAACGCACAGAGUCUUCAUGCCCUCCAGCCAACUGUGUGCAGCCUUACAGCAUUAUUACCAUGCGGAGCCAUCCGAGGGAUCGGAGCUGGAGAAGGCAGCCUACUCUCUGAACAAGAAGCAGAAGAUUGUUCGUCUGGUGGUCCAGUGGGUGCUGCUGUACGGCCUGUUGCUCAAGGAUGACCCCCCAGUGCUGGAAUUCCUGGAGAGGCUGAAGGCAGAGGUGGCGGCUGACUCGCGGUUUGCCAGCAUGCUGAAGGAACAGCUGCGGGACAAGAGGAGGACCAGAGCUCUUGAAAAUGGAUACCAAACACUGACAAAGAUCAACCAGCAGUUUGACUGGUUCUCUCAUCACGAGGAACCGUUUGGAAGAAGUCAGCCAAUAACGGCAGAUGAUAAAGUGCUAUAUGAGAUCUUCCGUCCAGACCACACGUCCAUCACGCUAAUGCUUCCGGUCAACACCUCUGUGCAAGGGUUAAUAUCUUCCUUGGUCGAUCCAGGGGGAGAACAUGUCCUUGUCAAGAUGAACUCAGCAGGAGACAGAGUCCAGCUCAAACUGGAUGCUACAGCAGUCUUCACCUCUCUGGGGCUCAAUGAGAGACUGUUCAUCUGUACCGCGAGUCAAGUUGAGCAGCUGACACCGCUGAAGGAGCAGCUGGGCCCAGAACAAGGCACCAUGGACUCCCUGGAGCAGAUGAGCUCCAAGGACAUCGCCAGCCAGCUGAGCGACUAUGACUGGGAGCUGUUUGGGACCAUGCCGGAGGUUGAGCUCGUCUACUACGUGUUCGGAAGGCACAAGUUCCCUGGCGCCACUACAGCCAACCUGGAGCGCUUCGUCAGGCGCUUUAAUGAAGUGCAGUACUGGGUGGUGACAGAAAUGUGCUUGUGCGCCGAUCUCAAACGUGCCCUGCUGCUCAAAAAGUUCAUCAAGAUGGCCACCAUCUUAAAGGAGCAGAAGAACCUCAACUCUUUCUUUGCUGUGAUGUUUGGGCUCAGCAACUGUGCGGUACAGAGGCUCUCCAAAACAUGGGAGAGGAUACCAAAUAAGAUGAGAAGGAUCUAUUGUGCCUAUGAAAGACUAAUGGAUCCCUCUCGCAAUCACAGAGCAUACAGGCUUGCUGUUGCCAAACUGAAUCCACCAUACAUCCCUUUCAUGCCUCUUCUGCUCAAAGACAUGACUUUCAUUCAUGAAGGCAACAACAACUACACUGAAAAUCUUGUAAAUUUUGAGAAAAUGCGCAUGAUUGCCAAGACUGUGAAAACAGUGAGAGAGUGCAGAAGCCAGCCUUACAUUCCUUCGUCACCACAGAGGAGCUUGGCAGAUCGGAUGUUUCUGGAUGCUCCUCCUGUCCGAAUAUCCACAUACUCCGAACAGUCACUUUCGAUGCGCAGUCCCACUACUGUGCGCCAGUACGUUCAGAACCUACAAGUUAUCGACAACCAGCGAAAACUGACACAGCUGUCCAGGGCUGUGGAGCAUUAGUAGUCAGAGGCCCCUCUGGUUCCUGACCCUGCAAGCAAGAGACCACUACUGUGCCUGUCAUUCAACCACACAAGAUCCCAAGGCCCAGCCAUAUGCCUUGGCACAAACAGGGGGAUUCUAGGAUUCCCAAGGGCUUGUUCAGUAUGCUGCAGAAAACCCUACAUCCAAAGCUGCCCAGUCAUGUGAUGGAGUGGAGACCAAACAUUUGUUAAAGACUGGGGGAGCCUUUUGCCCUACUGUGCUCCGCUGCUACCUGCUAUUGAAUUUCAAGAUUGUGAGCAGCAGUCUAAAGCUGUACUCGGCUCCAUAGCUGAGUUCUUACAACCAUUGGAGCAAUGAGGUCAGUCAGUAAUGGUUUCUUUCCACUGAGGGCUAGCAUGUGCAAGACAAAAGAUGAAUGCGUUGUGUAAUGUGACAAAGUAAAUUUACAUGUAUAU